Messenger RNA from Protobothrops mucrosquamatus (brown spotted pit viper), 1080 nucleotides. RefSeq names its product coiled-coil domain-containing protein 85C-like. The coding region runs from base 1 to 546 and encodes 181 amino acids. NCBI's taxonomy places the organism in Eukaryota, Metazoa, Chordata, Lepidosauria, Squamata, Viperidae. The record is from RefSeq and is a predicted model, not a curated record. Gene Ontology annotation, cellular component: apical junction complex. The transcript is spliced from 6 exons.
AUGAGGGUGGAGAGUGGCUUGGAAUCUGUUUCAGGAAGCAUAAUGUCUUUCCUGGCACUGCUCAGUGUGAAAAUCCUCAAUUCAUCUUCCAACUACAUCAGACAACUUGAAACAAAAGUCAAAUUGCUAGAGGAUGAUAACAAACUUCUCUCUCAGCAAUCAAGCACUGGGGAACUGAGGACCCUUAGGAAAGGGUUAACCCCAUACCAUUCUGAGUCUCAGCUGUCAUCAUUGUCGCAGUAUCAGGAUGCCAUGCAAAAUGGACCCUUUCGCAUGACUCCUGAUUUUGCUGCUUCUCCUGCAGUUGGGUAUAUUCCUCUAAGCCAGAAACCUGAAGCAGUGGUACAUGCUAUGAAGGUCCUUGAAGUCCAUGAGAAUUUGGACAGGCAGAUACAAGAAAACUAUGAAGAAGACCUGAGUGAAAAGGAGAAAGCAAUUGUUCGUGAAAUGUGCAAUGUUGUCUGGCGAAAACUAGGUGAUGCAGCAAGCUCCAAACCAUCAAUCAGGCAACAUCUUUCAGGAAACCAGUUCAAGGGUCCUUUAUAAGCACCUCAAGCUGCAAGACUGGAAGUGAAAAGAAUCUGAGGCAAUGGAACUUCCUUGCUUCUGGCUGCCAGCAUUAUCUUUUCCUCCCAUUUCCUUUAACUGUGUCCAUAGUGUAAAUAAGGCAGCUAAAGGCCUAGCUUGCGGGCUGUCCUGAUCCAGAAUAAUGAUACAUGGGUUAAUGACUACCCUCUCGUGGCCAAUCUCUGUCAUUUGUAUUGUAAUGAAAUCCCCACUUUCCUGUAUGGUCAUAUAUACAUACUUGACUCCCAAUGAUUUCUAGGUAGAAUAUCAGAAAAGAACUCUGAGCAGUUCCACUGCCUUAUUUUAGCCUACUCAUGGAAUUGCAUGGCAGUAGUGGCUGCCCAAAGCAGUCUUCCCCAAUUUGGCGGCAACUUCUACCAAUCCCGGCAUGCUGACUAGAAAUUAUUUGAGUUGCAAAUGUAGGGCACUUGUCUGAGAAAGACUUCUCUGUUGUAUGAUUUUAGAAAAUACCAAGGAAUUCACCAGGACCUAAAUUAGUCAUUGUUCAAGUCU